Racocetra persica is the source of this 490-nucleotide messenger RNA. Lineage: Eukaryota; Fungi; Glomeromycota; Glomeromycetes; Diversisporales; Gigasporaceae. The record is from the annotation of a GenBank genome assembly.
GGCACGUGGAUGCCGGAAAAAGCACACUUAUGGGACAUUUAUUGUAUUUACUUGGCGAAGUUAACGAAAGAACCAUGAAACAAUAUGAAAGAGAUUCUUCAAAAAUUGGAAAAUCAUCUUUUGCUUAUGCAUGGGUUCUCGACGAAACUGGCGAAGAACGAAACAGAGGCAUUACAAUGGACAUUGCUAUCAGGAGUUUCGAAACAAAAAAUCGCCGGUUUACUUUGUUAGACGCUCCUGGCCAUAGGGAUUUUAUCCCGAACAUGAUUUCAGGAGCUUCACAAGCUGAUGUUGCUAUUCUGGUGGUUGAUGCUACUGUCGGAGAGUUUGAAGCUGGUUUCGAAGCAAAUGGGCAAACCAAAGAGCAUGCAUUAUUAAUUAGAAGUUUAGGUGUCCAACAGCUAAUUGUUGCUGUAAAUAAAUUAGAUACUGUAGAAUGGUCAAAGGCUCGAUGCGACGAAAUAAUAGAAAAAUUGAGUGCUUUUAUUUG